Otolemur garnettii (small-eared galago) is the source of this 3490-nucleotide messenger RNA. RefSeq names its product GEM interacting protein (gene GMIP). Gene Ontology annotation, cellular component: plasma membrane. The coding region runs from base 88 to 2991 and encodes 967 amino acids. The transcript has 21 exons. NCBI's taxonomy places the organism in Eukaryota, Metazoa, Chordata, Mammalia, Primates, Galagidae. Gene Ontology annotation, molecular function: GTPase activator activity. Gene Ontology annotation, biological process: negative regulation of GTPase activity; signal transduction; activation of GTPase activity. The record is from RefSeq and is a predicted model, not a curated record.
GCAGCGGCAGGAAAUCGGGGCUGGGCCCCGCUGGCGCGCGACACUUUCCCCAUCCCGUUCCCAGCCGAGCGAUACCCUGUCCUAGCCAUGGAUGAAGCAGAGCCGGGUUUUCCCUCAGCUCCCGAGGGCAGAAAGAGGUAUAGUGACAUCUUCCGGAGCCUGGACAACCUUGAAAUCUCACUGGGGAACGUAACCCUUGAAAUGCUGGCUGGAGACCCUGUGCUCUCAGGAGACCCAGAGCCUAACAAAGCCCCCCCAGCCAUUGUGACCAGUGAAGCCAGCUGUUGGAGCGGCCCCUCCUCAGAGGGCCCUGUACCCCUCACAGGGGAGGAACUGGACUUGCGACUCAUUCGGACCAAGGGGGGUGUGGAUGCAGCCCUGGACUAUGCUAAGACCUGGACCCGCUAUGCCAAGGAGCUGCUGGCCUGGACAGAGAAGAGAGCCAGCUAUGAGCUGGAGUUUGCUAAAAGCAUCAUGAAGAUCGCUGAAGCUGGCAAGGUGUCCAUACAGCAGCAGAGCCAUAUGCCGCUACAAUACGUCUAUACCCUGUUUCUGGAGCAUGACCUCAGCCUUGGAGCCCUGGCCAUGGAGACAGUGGCCCAGCAGAAAAGAGACUACUACCAGCCCCUGGCUGCCAAACGGACUGAGAUUGAGAAGUGGCGGAAGGAGUUCAAGGAACAAUGGGUGAAGGAGCAGAAGCGGAUGAAUGAGGCAGUGCAGGCACUGCGGCGGGCCCAGCUCCAGUAUGUGCAGCGCAGUGAGGACCUGCGGGCACGCUCCCACGUGUCCCCUGAAGACACGGCCCCCCAGGCAUCGCCUGGACCUAGCAAGCAACAGGAGCGGCGGCGGCGCUCACGAGAGGAAGCCCAGGCCAAGGCACACGAGGCAGAGGCACUAUACCAGGCCUGCGUCCGUGAGGCCAACGCAAGGCAGCAAGACCUGGAGACUACCAAACAGCGGAUUGUGUCCCAUGUACGCAAGCUGGUGUUGCAGGGGGACGAAGUGCUGAGACGGGUGACCCUGGGCCUAUUCGGACUGCGAGGGGCACAGGCCGAGCGUGGCCCUCGUGCCUUCACUGCCCUGGCCGAGUGCUGCGCGCCCUUUGAGCCUGGCCAGCGCUACCAGGAGUUCGUGCGGGCGAAGCAACCUGAAGCCCCACCGCCCCCACCCCCUGCCUUCUCCUUCCAGGAGUUCAUUCCCUCUUUGCAUAGCUCCCCUCUGGACAUCAGGAAAAAGCUCUCAGGGCCCCUACCUCCAAGGCUGGAUGAGAGUUUGACUGAGCCAGGCACUUGGGAGGACUCAGGCACAAGCUGGCAGGGGACUCCAGGCCCCACUCCAGGCAGUGAUGUGGACAGUGUGGGCGGUGGCAUUGAGUCUCGGUCCAUGGACUCUCCUACUUCUAGCCCAGGCCCUGACACACGGCGGCUGGUAAAAGUUUCAUCAAUAGGCACUGAGUCCUCAGAUGACUUUGAGGAGCGAGACCCUGACCUGGGAGAAGGGCUAGAGAAUGGGCUGGGCAGCCCCUUCAGGAAGUGGACACUGUCCAGUGCAGCUCAGACCCACCGGCUGCGGCGGCUGCGAGGCCCAGCCAAGUGCCGCGAGUGUGAAGCUUUCAUGGUCAGCGGAACGGAGUGUGAGGAGUGCUUUCUGACCUGCCACAAGCGCUGCCUUGAGACUCUGCUGAUCUUCUGCGGACACAAACGACUUCCCACUCGGACACCCCUCUUUGGGAUUGACUUCCUGCAACUGCCCAGGGACUUCCCGGAAGAAGUUCCCUUUGUGGUCACCAGGUGCACAGCCGAGAUAGAACACCGCGCCCUGGGUGUGCAGGGCAUUUACCGGGUCAGUGGUUCCCGGGUUCGGGUGGAGCGGCUGUGCCAGGCUUUUGAGAAUGGCCGUGCGUUGGUGGAGUUGUCAGGAAACUCACCUCAUGAUGUCUCAAGUGUCCUCAAGCGAUUUCUCCAGGAGCUCACCGACCCUGUGAUCCCCUUCCACCUCUACGAUGCCUUCAUCUCUCUGGCUAAGACCUUGCAUGCAGACCCUGGGGACAACCCCGGGACCCCCAGCCCCAGCCCUGAGAUUAUCUGCUCACUGAAGACCCUCUUGGUACAGCUGCCUGACUCUAACUACAACACCCUGCGCCAUCUGGUGGCCCAUCUGUUCAGGGUGGCUGCACGGUUUGAGGAAAACAAGAUGUCUGCCAACAAUUUGGGCAUUGUAUUUGGACCAACACUGUUGCGGCCACCAGAUGGUCCAUGGGCAGCUGGCUCCAUUCCUGUCACCUGCCUGCUGGACUCAGGACACCAGGCCCAGCUUGUCGAGUUCCUCAUUGUGCACUAUGAGCAGAUCUUUGGGAUGGAUGAGCUCCUGCUGGCCACUGAGCCUCUGCCCCAAGAAUCCAGCUCAGCUCCUGGACCCCUCACAACCAGCUCUGAGCUGCUACUGCCACACCUUGGCCCAGACCCCAAGUCCCCAGCCCUAGCCUUGGACCUUGACCCAGACCCCAAACUCCAGAGUACCCUGGAGAAGCAUCCCGACACCAUGCCCCCAGAGAUUCCAACUCUACAGAGUGACCAGAGAGAGGAAGAGCCUGAAGACACCAAAGAUGAUGGGGAAGCAUCCAGUCAAGGCCCUGAGGACUUACUCCUGGGAACACAGUCGCGUGGCCACUUCAGUCGCCAGCCAGUGAAAUAUCCCCGAGGGGGUGUGCGGCCUGUCACCCACCAGCUGUCCAGCUUGGCUCUGGUGGCUUCCAAGCUGUGCGAAGAGACCCCAGUCACAUCAGUGCCCAGAGGGAGUUUGCGGGGGCGGGGACCUGGCCCUGCUGCCACCUCCCGUGAGGGCAGCCCCCUGCGCCGAGCCCCCCUGCCUAAGCAUUUUGAGAUCACCCAGGAGACAGCCCGGCUACUCUCCAAACUGGACAGUGAGGCUGUGCCCAGGGCCACCUCCUUCCCAGACCCUCAACCUGAGGAAACUGAGGAGCAUCUCUGACCACCUUGACUAAGGGAGGAACCCAGGACUAGGAAAAUGGACCUAUUGUCUCCCUACCUCCCCUCACUUGGUAGCCAAACAUCGGGCCAGUUCAAUGUUGGGAGUGGGAGAGACCACAGAAUUUCUGUAAAGAAAGACUACAUGGCUUGGGAGGAAGCCUAAAACCCUUGUGGAGGCAAUGUCCCAGGACUCCCCCACCAGACACAGGUCACUGCCAAGCAUCAGAGCUAUUCAGGCUCAGAGGUCAUUCAGGGUCAAUACUCAGGGUGAAUACAGACAGGUUAUGAGAUCCUUGGGGUACUUACUUCUAAUCUCCUAUACUGGACAGUAUAGGAGCCUUUUGCUACUUUAGUUGUGGUCACUUCCUCAUUCCUGCCUGCCUCCUUCAUUGACUCCAAGUGACCUGUUCCCAGAAGAGGUGGGCAGCUCAGACUCCAAAUCCUGGCGGUCCUUGAGGUCUGAAGUCUGACGACUUUUAAAUAAACUGUGUCCUAUGUAC